Messenger RNA from Strongylocentrotus purpuratus (purple sea urchin), 1353 nucleotides. RefSeq names its product probable serine/threonine-protein kinase roco6. Gene Ontology annotation, molecular function: netrin receptor activity. Bases 1 to 1353 code for a protein of 450 amino acids. The transcript is spliced from 11 exons. Gene Ontology annotation, biological process: netrin-activated signaling pathway. Gene Ontology annotation, cellular component: membrane. NCBI's taxonomy places the organism in Eukaryota, Metazoa, Echinodermata, Echinoidea, Camarodonta, Strongylocentrotidae. The record is from RefSeq and is a predicted model, not a curated record.
AUGACAAUCUUCAUAAAAAAUCAAGAAAGUUUGGAUCCACACAACGAUAAUACUCGCAGCAGAGGCCUGGAUACAAAACACAAAGAGGAUGCCCAUGACCCCAACACAGAAGGAUUUGUCUUGGAUAAGGUGGAGGCGCUCAAGGCUAAAAAGGAGGAUGACAAUAUGCCAAAUCAAAUAGCAAGUCUGGUGGAGAGAAUGCUUAAGAAACAGGUUCACCUAAAGGAGAUAGGAGCAGACAGUACUGAUAGCGCUAGCGAAGAAAGGGUCUCACUAAGUAUAUGGGACUUUGCCGGACACGACAUAUACUACACAACCCAUCAGGUGUUUCUGACAUGGCGAGCCAUCUAUGUGAUAGUCUUUGAUCUCAGUAGAAGUUUGGAUUCAGUCGUUCCUCCUGAAUCCAGAGACAAAUAUUAUGAAAUGGCCAAAGGAGGUGCGAAAUCAGAACUGACAUGUCUAGAGUUCAUCAAUUUCUGGUUGUGUUCCAUCUUCGCCCAUGCUGUGGCGCCCUCUUCGGUCAGGAAUAAGGAUACGUCUAAAACCGCUCAGAAAUCUCCACCAAUAUUCAUCGUUGGAACCCAUCGAGACAGUGUGCAAGGAAACGCAAAAGAGAAAAAGGAAAAAAUUGGCUCUGCCUUUGGGAAGAUCCGUGAAUCUAUCAUGGAGAGACCGUUUCAAUGCCAUGUGGUCCCCAAGUAUUAUGCCAUUGAAAACAGCUUAGAGGACAAAGAUGAAGAGCUGGUCGAAUUGAGGAAACAUAUUGAGAAAGUAGCGAUGAAAGAGUCUUAUAUGGGGGAAGAGAUUCCGCUUAGAUGGCUCUUAUUUGAGGAAGCUCUAGCUGCAGAUAGCAUCAAUUUCAUGUCAUUAGAUCAGACCAAGAAACUGACGCAGCCAUUCGGGAUGGAAUCAGAGCGUGAACUUCUGACGAUGCUGACCUUCUACCAUGACUUGGGUUACAUAGUCUACUACGGAGGCAUUGAAGACCAGCAGUCUCUCCUACGAGACAUGGUGAUCCUGAAUCCUCAGUGGCUAAUUGAUGUCUUCAAGCAGGUCAUAACCAUUUUGGAUCCUGCAAAGAUGGACGGGAUCGUGAGUGAUGCUUGGACCACUCUUCGGAAACAUGGUAUCUUAGAGGAUAGGUUGAUUCAGCAUAUGUGGCAAGGCUUUUUGGAGCAGAAGGAGGCCUUAGUCAAGCUCAUGACCAAGUUUGAUCUCGUCUGUGAGGCUCCUGUAGAACGACUCCAGCAAGAGCAACAUUAUGAUGUAGACACUGAGGUGAAUCUCCAGCUAAAUGGUUCUCCGACCCGUGCUCCCGCAGCAAUGCCCCGGUGGCAGGAGUGGGAUGUGUGA